ACAAAAUACUAACUGAAUUGAUACUGUCAGAGCAAAGUUUUUGAGUUACAGAGUAAAGAAAAUAAUAAAACCUUUUCUUGACGAUGGAUGAUGAACUAGAUUUCGAUUCUGCUGCAAAACCAUCAAGGGAUGUUAAACGAGGUCGUAGAGCAGGUGUUUCGAAUCCAAGGAGCCCUCCUGAUGCCCCUGCCUUUGAAAGCCCAGCAGAUUCUCCAAAACCAACACGUUCUCAACCAAGAAAUGAAGAUGAGGGUGGACCUCCACCAAAGCCGAAUAGAGUUUCUGGAUGGGGAGAGGAGAAUCCCAGAAAAAGUCGGAAACUCGGAGAAGGAUUUGACUUUGACGAUGAGAGGUUGAGACCCCAUUCACCUGAUAAAGAUGAAGACUCCGAUGCAGAUAUUCCCGUGAUUCCGGAUCUAGAGGAACAACAGGACGAAGACAUGACAACAAAGAUUGCCAUGGCACCAAAUGUGGCGGUCAAUAGAGUGGCUACUUACCGGGAACUUGACCAUGACCUUCAAAAACAGGCCGCCUUCCUAACACUGGACAAUGAGAUUGACCUUAAGUUACUGACCAAGUCAUUGUCAGCUGAUGCUGAUUUAUUUGAAGAGGACAGGCCUUGGGAUUGGGAUCGGUUGUUUACGGAGGUGACAUCAGAACUGUUUACACAGACCGAGCAGACUGAGGAAAACGACUUCGGGGAUCAAGUUCUACCCUAGCACCGCUCACAACAGACUUGUCCCUGGGCAUCUACAAUUCAUAGGGCAGUGUUUAAAGAUCUAAGUACAUUCCACUUUGUCAGUGAUUUUUUAAAGAAUUAUGUUGUUUGCCUUUACAACAAUUUAAUUAAUUGAACUUGGCACCAUCCUAGGGAACAGCAUUUCAUGUACUGAUGUAAACUUAAGUGUACCUGCAUUUGUUGUGAUAUGUAAUUGAAUAUUUAAGAUUUUACAGCAUCCGUCCAUAGAAUAAAUUUUUAAAAUACUACUA
Messenger RNA from Saccostrea cuccullata (small rock oyster), 990 nucleotides. RefSeq names its product intraflagellar transport protein 43 homolog A-like. Gene Ontology annotation, biological process: intraciliary retrograde transport. NCBI's taxonomy places the organism in Eukaryota, Metazoa, Mollusca, Bivalvia, Ostreida, Ostreidae. Bases 84 to 719 code for a protein of 211 amino acids. The transcript is spliced from 9 exons. The record is from RefSeq and is a predicted model, not a curated record. Gene Ontology annotation, cellular component: cilium; intraciliary transport particle A.